Monopterus albus (swamp eel) is the source of this 1876-nucleotide messenger RNA. RefSeq names its product V-set and immunoglobulin domain-containing protein 1-like. Bases 437 to 1069 code for a protein of 210 amino acids. The transcript has 5 exons. Lineage: Eukaryota; Metazoa; Chordata; Actinopteri; Synbranchiformes; Synbranchidae. Gene Ontology annotation, molecular function: sialic acid binding. Gene Ontology annotation, biological process: cell adhesion. Gene Ontology annotation, cellular component: plasma membrane. The record is from RefSeq and is a predicted model, not a curated record.
AAGCCCCCAGAAUGUCAGCAGGCCAGGCUAUCCUGCACUGCUCCUGGUCUCUGUUCUGGGUCUGAUCCUACCAUCACCUGGAUGUGGAGAGGAGCAGGAGAGAACACACACCUCACAGGUAACAUCACUGCUGUCAAGACUGAGCAUGUGACUGAUGUCACACGGAGACACAGCUCAACUUUGACCUUUAACCCUUCAGCUGAACACCACGACACAUCACCUCACCUGUACGGUCAGCUUCACAGGCAGCGGGACUACAAAGCAGACAGUGACUCUGAAUGUGACCUAUGUGAAGAAACCUGGAAACACUGGAAACAUAACUGUUCAGGAGGGUGAUGCUCUAAAUCUGACCUGCAUUGUUAAAAGUGUUCCUCCGUUUAACAUCACGUGGACUAAACCUGGCUCCAGUGAGACUCUGCAAGACAUAACCUCAUUCAUGCUGCAGAAUGGUCCUGGAAGAGCUACUCUUUUCAUCCCUAAUGUGACAGCAAAACAUUCUGGACAGUACAUCUGUACAGCAAAACACCUGAACAUAACUCAGACUAUACAUGCUAACAUAACUGUGAGAUUUCCUCCAAAGAUCCUAAAUGGUUCUGAAUGUGUGAGGCAGUCGGAGGUCCUGACCUGUGUGUGCAUCAGUGAGGGGGUUCCCUUACCCACCAUCAAAUGGCCGCUGUUGGAGAACCACGCUGAAUACUCCGUCCUUACAACUGUUAUAAACCACACAGUCAACAGUCGAGUCAGUUUUUCUGUGACAGCUCAUAGCAACACCACUGUAAUGUGUGUCAGCAACAGUGAAACAGGGGAAGCAAACAGGAACCUCACUGUCACAAGGGGCCAAGGUAGUCACUCUGAACCAAGUGCAGCUCUUUUGCCCGUUGCCGUUGUAUCUGUCAUUGUGAACGUCAUCUUCAUAAUCUGCAUUGUGUUUCUUUGGAACUCAAGGAAAAAGCUGAAACCAGAUCAAGAGGACAGAACGUACAUGUCAAUGCAGAAAAAGGACAGAUCACCAGAGUAUGAUGUUAUUGCCCACAGAUCAUCUGAUGUUAUAGCCCAGCGUCCAAACUAACAAGUCAGGCUCUACUCCACCAUCAUGAUACCAUCUUUCUUUUGAAGAUAUACCUGUUAAAUAAUUUCAAUAUGAGAGAGGUUUUAUAAACAUAGUAUUUAAAUGCUACUGUAAUUUAUAUCUUUCAUCGUACAGUAUGUUUUUUUUCCAAGCUUAACAUUUCACAGAUUUUUACUGAACCAGGAAAAUUCAACACAUCACACAACACCAUGCUCCCAUUGACACACCACACAUCUUCAUACCUGACAGAUUUCCAGUCACAGUAACCUAUUGAAAUUGGGAUUUAAGCUCUGUAUUGAUUUUAUAUCCAAUCUGCAGAUCUAAAAUCAUCAGAGUCAAAUUAUUCUAAAUUAUUCUUCCUGUCCGGACAUAGCCAGAGGGUGAGAAUGGGCCUACACACAUCCACGGCUCUUAGCCUCAGCACUGGUUCACCACAAGGCUGUGUGCUGAGCGCCCUGCUCUACACCCUGUACACCCACAACUGCACCCCCGCCCACCAUGGCAACACCACUGUAAAAUUUACUGAUGACAUCAUGGUGUUAGGGCUUAUCUCUGGGGAGGAUGAGACUGCCGACAAGGAUGAGGUGGAGAAGCUGAUAGUGUGGUGCAGAAAGAACAAUCUGCUCCUUAAUACGCCAAAGACUAAAGAAGUCAUUGUCGACUUCAGGAGGAAGAAAACCAGUGUACAUCACCGGGGACCGUGUGGAGAGGGUGCCGGCCUUCCGCUUUCUGAGAUUCCACAUUGAGGAGGAUCUGACCUGGGGCACGAAUACUUCUGGACUGCUUAAAAAGGCCCAGCAGAGACUG